AUGCCCCACAUCCGGAAGACAAACAGAAUCGGUACACAAUUAAGGAACGAAACAAUUGAAAAAUUUAUAAAUAAAUAUAAAAUUGAUAAAAUAAUAUCAAAAGUGGAUCGAACGAAUCAACGUGGGAUAAUCAAGUUCGAAAGGCAGAAUGAAGAAGGGAAAAAUGGAAACGUCGGUGACGAGGGUCGAAACGUUACAGUUUUGGACAGUAACGAAUUCGAAGAAAGAGUUAUAAGAUCCGUUUACGGAAAUAAAUAUGACGAAAAAAAUUCAUCAUCACAAGGUUCCGAGGUAUCAUCAUCGAAAAAUUCAAACGAAGAUUGUUUUGAUAAAAAAACAUCGGAUAACGAUAAAAGAGAAAAUGUAAACGAUCGGAAAAACGCGGUGGAAAAUAUAAAAAAAUGUUCGGUUGAUUCGUCAGUGCGGUUGACUUCAUCAAACGCGGUCGAACAUCAUCCGCAAAAAGAUAAAAAAGUAAAAUUUGCGGAAUCUCCUUCGAAAAGUGGUGACGUCGUACGAAAACAUCAAUACGGUCAUAACAAAUCGGAAAAGUAUAAAUAUUAUUCGCAUUAUAAACCGGAAACGAAAAAUUUUCACAUUUCGCAUACACCUGAUUUAUACGGUCCUCAGGUUGGAGAAAUUGCCGUGGUUACGGAUUUAGUACCGGAUGAUCCGAUAUCGGCAUGUCUUCCAUGUUUGGAAGCGAAUGGGACUUAUAUAUGCACUCCUUGUAAUCCAAGAUGUUUCAUCAUUCAAAAGGUUUUCCUAAUUGAAAUUUCAUGCUUUAAACAUGUUUGA
This is a messenger RNA of Pediculus humanus corporis (human body louse), 798 nucleotides long. RefSeq lists its product as uncharacterized. The transcript is spliced from 2 exons. Bases 1 to 798 code for a protein of 265 amino acids. NCBI's taxonomy places the organism in Eukaryota, Metazoa, Arthropoda, Insecta, Psocodea, Pediculidae. The record is from RefSeq and is a predicted model, not a curated record.